CUUCGACACCGCAAGCUUAGGUGUGACUCGCUCGCGCGUGGGAUAUGAGCGUGAUACUUCGCCUGCGCAAGAAUCGCGCAAGUAUCGCGUAUCGUGCACGUUCUGCGUGUCAGUCCGAGCUGCACCGCGGCAUAGUACGGCACGCUCGUUCGGCUGCAUCGUACAUCGCGACGGACGGCGACGCGACUCGCUCCUGCGGAGAUCGAUCGUGUCGGAGGAAAAGCGCAGCAAAUUGUCCCCUCGAGGAGUGCCGCCCUGCUGAAAGUACGAAUAAAUUACGUCCCGAGCACACGACAUGUCCGGGCGCGAUCGCGCGACCAGUCGUUCCUCUCGGUGCUUCUCUCGCAAGCUGCGCCUUCGAAUCGCGAGAUGUGCAGGGUGCAGUGGUGCGCUGCUUAGAAUUCCAUUUAAUUCGCGGCCGCAGGGUCGCUGAGACUGCACUGAGGGGCGAACGCGUCGGGAAGAAAAGAUCGAUCGCUAUCGAAUUGGACUGAAAAUCCUCCAAACUGGGCGACGGGAAGGGAAAACAUCGAAGAGUCAGAAUGGCGGACGAAAGUCAACAGAGUCAACAGCCUGUUGCGAAGGGCCACCGGAUUUUGAGCCAUCUGCCGAUCGCCAUCAAAGUGCUCGAAGUGAUAGUGGCCAUUUUUGCGAUCGGUCUGGCGGUCGAUCCGAUGAACUCGUUCCAGCGGAUUUUCAACAAGCCGCGAUUCAAGCUAGACGAUGCCGCUACUAUUUACAUCACGGUCGCCGGCUAUAUCCUCAUCAAUACGCUCUUCAUCCUCGGCCACAUGCUGGGCGAUCGCGUGCCGAAAAGAACGUUGUUAAUGUUUGCGUCCGUGGGUGCACUAAUGCACGUCGUAGCCGGAAGUUUGAUGGUCCAUAAUUGGCGCAACAUCAGUGGUCGUUAUUUUUAUGUGUACAACAAUGAGAUUCAUCCCAGCAAGCAGUACAUGGACAUGCUCAUAUCCGCAGCAGUGUUUACGUUCGUGAAUGCGGCAGUAUUUAUCGCGGAGAUUAUCGCCAUAUUGAGAUACUCGUGAAUUGCACAUUUUUAUGAAAGAUACGACGAUCCAAAGAAGUUAAAGCGUGUACGAGUAUCGCCAAAGUUAUGAAUAAUCUCUUUAAAAUGAACCAGAUAACCAGGAAAGUUCGAUUUUUGACAGCAAAGAGAGAGAGAGAGAGAGAGAGAGAGAGAGAGAGAGAGAAAAUAAAACAUUAAUCAAACCUGGACCGUGUACGAAGG
Harpegnathos saltator (Jerdon's jumping ant) is the source of this 1246-nucleotide messenger RNA. RefSeq lists its product as uncharacterized. Gene Ontology annotation, biological process: septate junction assembly. The record is from RefSeq and is a predicted model, not a curated record. Bases 543 to 1043 code for a protein of 166 amino acids. Gene Ontology annotation, cellular component: plasma membrane. The transcript has 4 exons. Lineage: Eukaryota; Metazoa; Arthropoda; Insecta; Hymenoptera; Formicidae.